Messenger RNA from Maniola jurtina (meadow brown), 758 nucleotides. RefSeq lists its product as uncharacterized. The transcript is spliced from 4 exons. The record is from RefSeq and is a predicted model, not a curated record. Bases 45 to 662 code for a protein of 205 amino acids. NCBI's taxonomy places the organism in Eukaryota, Metazoa, Arthropoda, Insecta, Lepidoptera, Nymphalidae.
GAACUCAUAUUUGUUGUUGUUUUUUGGUCGGGUUCCCCUUGGCAAUGGUUUUAAAAGUGUGUGUGUUGAUUUCUAUAUCAUUUUUCUCAGCCUACGGAGAUGCUGUAGAUGUCGACUAUUUCUCCGGUCCUGCAUUAAGAACUCGAUCUGUAUCAUGCAAGAGUCGCCUGAGUCACUUCUACUGCCAAAUCAAAUGCGACAUGAAAACAGCGUUAUGCAUUCAAAACAAGUGCUACUGUUUAGACAUUGCUCCUGCAAGUGAAAUAAGUCCUGAAAUUGAAGAAGAAAAUAUGCCAGAUCGAAGUAAAAAAUUAAUGAAUGAAGACAUCGUUAAAGAAUCAGUUGAAUUUGAAGAUUUAAAACAGCCAGACAUAACCCCAUCCAUUGAAUCAAAAUUGCUCUUCGGAUUACGACCAACAGUGCGUCAUCACAUUGCUCACUUCUGCCCAAACUUAGAGGUUGCCCGAACAUGUAUAAGGAAAUGUAUGGCAAUAGGCAAACCGGCGUUCUGUGGUAAAGACCACGUGUGUUAUUGUGGUCAUAAAUAUACACAUACGGGCCAAGACGACGGCGGUGACGCCAAAGAGAUAUAUGCACAAUUCAAGGAUAUGUACGAGAAGUAUUUCGGACCUGGUUAUAAUAAAGGAAGUGUUGAAGUUUAACAGUUUGAACUACAAUAUCUAUGGUUUGAACUUAUAAGAUCGAACAUCUCAGUAUUUUUGAAUAAAAUCUUAUAAUAAAUACAUUAUUUAUUGUUA